AAAGAUAGUAUCCCACCUAUUUUAACAGUGAUUUAUCUGAAAUGUGUAAGAAACAUAAGACUUAUGAAGAUCACAUUUUAUUUAAUAAUAAUAAUCUUUUUAUUGAACUCUGUAGCGGUGUAACUAAAAUUUUAAAUUUCGGACUGGAAAAACAAUUUGACCCGUUUUAACAUGUGUUUUUAAUGAUAAUGACGACAUACGAUAGAGAAGUUUGUGAUUGGCUGAAGAAGUUGUUCCUGGUGGAAAGUUUCGGCUGAUUGGCUGACCAAGUUGUUGUCCCUGAGACCUGGCUAAAAUCUAAAGGUAUCCUUCAGUGACAUUAUGGAAAUGCACAGCAAUGACUUUUGACGAACAUCAGGGAGUUGCCCAUCAUGGCGGCGUUGGAAUGCCAUCGGGAUUCGCCCUCAACCACGCUUGGGAGGAUACAUUUCGCAGCUGAGCCCAUGGAGACGUGGAAACGUCAUAUCAUCCGGCAACUCAAACAUCGGGACAAGACACAGAAUAAAAACUUUCAGGAUGUCAUACGAUCGUAUAUCAGUCUGCUGGAGAGGACCAAACAGAGAGCUCUCAUCCUGGGCUCUAUGGCAAGGCCUCCCCCUGUGACCUUUACUUGGGAUUCCUUGACAGCUCAAGCCUCUGACCACAACAACCUGGUGAAGGAUCUGGAGAAGACCACGGGGGAGUUGGCAUACCAGGUGCUGCAGCUUCAGCAGAAGAUAGAAAUCAAAGAUGCCGUACUCGAAGAGCAGCAUGCCAGCAUGUGUGAGGUGCAGACCCGGCUGGCCCAGGUGGAGUCCGACCGGGGAGAGCUGCGGGCCAGCGCGACCCAGAUCAGGGAGCGGAACCGGUCCUUGAAGCGGGAGUACGACACCCUGCUGGAGCAGCGCAGCGACAAGGAGAAGGAGUACCGGCAGGCCAGGGAGAUGGGCCAGGAGAUGGUGGAGGACAUGAUCAAGAACAAGCAGGAUGCCGCCAUGAAGAUGAACAACCGCAACGAGAAGAGAGUCAGGGCCAAAGAGGCCAACCUUCACAAGGAGCUGGAGCUGGCUGCCAGGAAGACGGUGGACAUCGACUAUGGGUCGGCAAGUGUGCCACAGCUGAAAAUCACCAACUCUGCAGACCCGGGUGUUGUGGAGAAAUGCCAUGCACGCGUGUUCAGGUCAGCAUCUGCCACGUCCCCCAGGAUCCUUAGCUCCAUCAGAGAUCUCUUCGAUAGGAAGAAGAGGAGAGGGAACUCGGUGUGUUGUCUGGAGGAGGACAUGUACUCUCCUGUGGGGAUCUGCCUGGCUGCCAGAGUCCCUGCAGUAGCCAAACACUCGCUGGACGCCCAUGAGUUGAGCAUCAACGCGGUUCGUUUCAGCGCCUGUACCAACUUGCUGGCCACAGGUGGCACAGACCGGGUCAUCAAGCUCUGGGACAUCACAGCAGGCAUGCUGCACCACAGGGGAACACUAGAUGGCAGCAACGAGGGCAUCACAAGCAUCGAGUUUGACCCGACGGGCACCAGGAUUCUGGCUGCAUCAUACGACAAAUCGGCCCUCUUUUGGAAGCUGGAUGAUUGUGUUCCCAAGUUCACUCUGACGGGCCACUCGCGUAAGGUGACGGCGGCCAAGUUCAGGUGCAGCCAGCGGCAGGUGGUGACUGGCAGUGCCGACCGCACAGUGAAGGUGUGGGACCUGCAGCGGGCAGCAUGCAUUCAGACCAUUGAGGUGCUAUCCUACUGCAGUGAUGUGGUCUGCUCGGAGUACUUCAUCGUCAGUGGUCAUUACGACAACAAGGUCCGCUUCUGGGACAGCAGGGCUGCCAGCUGUACUCAGGAGCUCCCCCUGCAGGGGAAGGUGACGUCUCUGGACAUGUGCCCAGACCAUCGGCAAUUACUCAGCUGCUCCAGAGACGAUAGCCUGCAGGUAGUGGACCUCAGGAUGAGCAACGCACGCAUCUCCUUCAGGGCUGAUGGCUUCAAGUGUGGAUGUGACAGCACGAAGGCCAUCUUCAGUCCUGAUGGUAGCUACCUGGCAGCUGGUUCUGCAGAUGGGGCCGUCUACAUCUGGAAUGUCCACUCCGGAAACCUGGAGAAGCGCCUGCCUGGCAUGCACAGCUCCUCCAUCAACGCAGUGGCAUGGUCGCUUUCGGGGGAGUUUGUGGUGAGCGUGGACAAGAGCCGCCGUGCCGUCCUGUGGAGCGACAUCUAAGCGCCUCAGAGGCAGGAUUGGGGGACGCCAAGUUCAUUUUCGCAUCACCAUGACGACAAUGCACCUUGAGGGAAACUAAACAAGUUCUGUCGCUCCUGUGGGUAUACUGAGACACACAAAUGCCGAAUCCCUGGUGUACGCUGACUCCAGGGUUGCAGCAAGUACAUUGAUUGCGGCAGUUGGUUGGUUGACUACGGCUUGGCUGGAAUCUCUGUUUUGUAUUUCUUCCAAAGCCUCAGAUGGUACAGACGGACAUUUUUUGUGUCUUUUCAAGAGUCUGAGCAGGCAUAUGUGUUGCAGUAUUUUCUCCCAGAAGUGUUUUGUGUUCAUGCCAAUAGGAACAAGUCACUCUGUGACCUUCUGUAUGCAUAAAAGGCACUUGUGCACUCUUGGGUCACUGCUGAGUAGAGCACUUCCUCACUUCCUGGGAAUGUGUGAUGUCAUAAUGAGUGUGGCAUGGGAACAGAGGGAGUAGUUUUACUGACAGAAGGGGAAAAGCAUUCAAAAAAGAAAAAAAAUCCAAAAAAAGAUACAAAAAAAGAAACAAAAAACAAUAGAUACAAAAAAGGGAAAAACAAGGGCUAAACGUCUCUCUGCCCGAAAAGGACCUGUAGUAAAACUAAAAUGUUGUUUUCAGCACCUCUUCAGAUCGGCGUGGGAUCAACCACAGUGCAUAUGAAGCCACAUCACUCACGCGACACUUUAUACUCAUGGGGGCUUAUUCACCACUGUGAGGUUUUUGUUUUUGGCUUUCUGUGAAGAACAAAAAAGGGAAAAAAAUGAAAAGGGGACUGGAAAUGGGGAACUGGACUGGAAAUGGGGGAAAACCCAUGUCUUAAUAAAGAAUACAUGUGUUAGUCUGAUGGGGGACAACUCUUAUAUCUCAAUAAACAAUAAAUGUGUUAGUCUGUCUGAUGCUGCGUGUUUGGACCCUUGUAGACGUUUGUUUAUGUGCUUUUGAAAUGCUGCCAAGGUUUUUGUGUCUUUCUUCAUGAGAGAAAAAGGAGAUUUGUGUUGGCAGUUCUGAAAUAAGUGAUGAGCUGAAAUGUUGCACUUGCUCAGUGCUGUCUCUCUCUGCCUCUGCCUCUUUAUCUCCUUAAUUGUCAUUUUCCCUCUCUCCUCUCUCCCCCCUUCUCUCUCUCUUCCCUCUGCAGUCACAAGGACUCUUGUCUGUUUUCAGAUCCCCCCCCCCACUGACUGGCAGGGAUUCGGCCCAGAUUUGGCGCUAAUCCGGCAGCUAAGCGCCACGUCAAGGGGCCGGAUCCCUCCCAAAGUCAGCUGCCGUGGCAUUUACAUUUAAAAAGGACCCUGCUUCCUUUUAAUCAGCCCCCAGGACUUUGAACCGCAUGGGUCACGUGGCCGGGGGCAGAAGCUGAGGUCUGGCCGCUGCGCAUAAUUUACCUCUUGUGCUCAUCUUUCUGUUAACUGGAGUUUAGCUCAGAACUAGCGCUCGUGCCUCUGUACAUGACCUUGUCCCUUUCUUUAAUAUAGAAGUGCCUGCAUGGGUUGUAGGAGAAGUAGGUCACUUGCAGCAUUAUGCACUGUAUGCAAGUCAUGUAAAAGAAGUGCAGUUGUCAGCAGAAAAGAUUGUUUGAUGCGUCUGUGCAAGCAUAAGUGUGCCCUUCCCAGGUCAAGCUGGCAUUCUUUAGUCUAAAUAUGAAUUCCCUCUUGUCUGAGCAUGGUCUCCCUGAUAGAGGGUGCUUGCCAUUAGUUGCAGCUGCCAGCGCUCAAGACAUUUUAGUUUUUCAUGUUCCUCUCUAGACUGUUCCACAUGCCAGGUUAAAAAGCAUUUAUCUAUUCAGUGUAUGAAGGCAGUCUUUUAAGUUGUUAGGAUACAGUCUGUAUUACUGUGGCUCCAAGAUAGAGAAUACUGCAGCUACAUUUGCUAGCUACCAGCCUGGUGCAUAGGUAGUGAGGUAGGGAUUUGGUUGUAAAAUACAGACAAACACAUUAAAUAUACAUGCUUUACCCAGCAUACAUUCCACCACCAGUUACCUGCAAAUGUGAUGAGUCAGAGGUGAACACAUUACUGGGUAAGGAACGACCUCAGACACCCAAAAUGUCUGUUCUGAAAACAGGGUUUUCUGUUAAAUGGGGAAAUGAAUUACAAAGAUCAGUUAAGAUAUGUUUACCAUACUGAGAAAAUGUGUUGAUGUCAAAAAGCUUUUUUUUGUCUUCAUCUUUCCAACCUUUUGGUUGUUUAUAAUUGGAAGGGCUCUAUAUGUAAAUGUAUACUUGAAAUUGUCUACAAGUUGUUCUUUGUUAAUUUGGUGUCAGUUGUGUGUUGUAAAAUAGUUUUGUCUGUUUUUGCUGUUUUAAUAUAAAAGGAAGGAAUUUUGGGGUGACACUUUACAUUGCAUGGCAGUUAUUAUAUUGUAACUAUACCAACGAUUACAGUUCAACAAACUGAUGUAAAUCAGUGUUGAACAGCUUAGAUUAAAUAAUCAUAUAUGAACUCCAACCGUAUCUAUGUGCAUACACAGAAUGUGUGUGUUAUUGCUUACAGUGUGUUACUAUGUCCUUAAUAAUGUAUUUAAAGUGCGACCCCAUCUUUGUUUGUUUGUUUUGCAUGUUUUUGUUUGUGUCACUUAAAGGUGUAUGUAAACUAGCUGUGCAAUUGAAAUGUCUUCUUAUGAAGCUACAUGUUUGUCUGUAAUAAUGUAACAUUGCCAUGAUUUAUCCUGAUGGGUUUUUUAUAUAUAAUUAGUAGUAUUGUUCUGGGGGGAAAUACAAGAGAUACCAACGGGUUUUUUUAUCAAGGGAUGUAUUGUCUGGCACCCAUUUGUGUUUCCAAGAAAUAAAACAUAUAUCUGA
This is a messenger RNA of Clupea harengus (Atlantic herring), 5006 nucleotides long. RefSeq names its product autophagy related 16 like 2 (gene atg16l2). Lineage: Eukaryota; Metazoa; Chordata; Actinopteri; Clupeiformes; Clupeidae. Gene Ontology annotation, biological process: autophagosome assembly. The record is from RefSeq and is a predicted model, not a curated record. Gene Ontology annotation, molecular function: protein binding.